This is a messenger RNA of Mesocestoides corti, 1848 nucleotides long. The record is from the annotation of a GenBank genome assembly. Lineage: Eukaryota; Metazoa; Platyhelminthes; Cestoda; Cyclophyllidea; Mesocestoididae.
AUGUCCUCUGGAUUAACUCCUGGAAAUAUUCGUGGUGGUCUCCGCCCUAUCACUGCCAGCAUCAAUUCACCUGCGAUGAUACCCAGACCCUCGUUAAUGAGUCAAUCACUGUAUCUUGUUCCACGUGGAAAUAUAAAUCAAAUGCAACCGGUGUCCCAGCCGAGCCUCCUUCAUGUAAGAAGUCUUGCCCACGGACAACCGGUCACACAGGGUAACGGUAUGCCUGGAAUUCCUCCUCAAACUCGUCCGUAUUCUCCAACUAUUAAUACCAUAGUCGCACCAGGCCUAAGUGAAUCACCGUUGGUCAAAUUCAUCAAGCAACUGAUGGAGCUUUCUCAGAAAAGCACCUCGGCUGGCACUCAGGGCAUUAUUGUCAAGCUUAUACAGCAACUCAUUGAUGAGGAAAUCGACUGUGAUGUCUUUUGUACGCAACUUUGUGAUUGUCUUAACAGUGUUAAAAAGAGGACGGACUUAGAAUCUCUUCUAAAAAAUAACAUUGUACAGUUGCGUAGAAGCCUUGCUGACGGUGCAUGCAGCAUUCCACAUAUUAAUCCACCUUCCCGACCUCCGCCCAAUAUUCCUUCGACAACAGUGUUUGUCAACCCAGCAACCAUUCUUAAUUCUGCCUCAUCCGCUUCACAAAUUCUCCCCCGCCCUCCUGAAGGACUUCCCGCUAAUGCUACCUUCCAGCUCUCGCAGGCAGCCACGGUGACAAUCGCUCCGACCCUUCCUCGUCCCACGACGCCACUUGUACAAAAUUCCGUUUUUACAUCGCGGCCCAUUACCACAACAAUUGCAUCUUCAACAAACCAGCCUAUCCGUCCUCAACUAAAACCAGCCCAACCUCUCCCUCUCCGGGUAAAGACACCUGUCAGUUCAGCCAUUUUUCAACCUGCCUCUGGCAUUACUGCUAUGGCACCACAACGUGGGUCUCUCUUCGCUACUGCCGCAACAGUUCGUCCGCUUUACCCUACUACGAUUGCUUCCUCUCCUUCAAUUGUAUCUUCGCCUACUGUAACCGUUGCAACUACCGCACCGGCUGCAUCGAGCACUGUCGUCUCUCCUCCAAACCAGAUGAAUCAACCAUUCUUUCCAGUGUCUCAGAUUCGGAGCUACCUUGCUUCUCAGUUGCCAGCAACAUCUACCAAUAUGCUUUCAGAAGAGGCAUUAAACUGCUUGGCACAUGGACUGGAUGCUUUCCUACGGAGUAUACUCACCCGCGUCUCUGUGGUUGUUGGACACAAGGCUGUGAAAUUAUCGGAUGACCCACAUCUUAAACAAAUGGAUUAUACAAGGGAACAACUAAACUAUCUUCAACGAUUAGGUGAACACGAUAAACAAAAACAGAGUGAACUUGAAAAGGAGUAUAUUUUGAAGGCCGCCAAGUCUCGUACUCGGAGCGAGAAUCCCGAUCAAGCUCGACUUCGAGAAAUGGCACACCAGCUUAAAAACGAACAAUACGAGCGUGAGCGCCAGCAGCAAGCCAACUGGACUGCCCUUAACGCCAUUGGUCUGCCAGCAAAUCGAAGACCACGACCCCCACUAAAUCCUUCCAGCAGUGACCAGGGUCUUUCCACCGCCGACUCCCCUUCUUCCACUGCACCUCGCCUUUCCCUUCUUAGCGCCAACUCCCGUCUUCGUCUGGUCCACCAGGCUUCCCCCUCUGGCUCCCCGAGCACCACCGUGGUUGGUGGUUUGGGUCAGGGUUCUACAACUACAACUCCGCGGUUUACCUUAGCCGCGUCUUUGCGAACCCGACGCGCUGGGCUUCGGGAACUGCAAGUGGUUCUUGCAAGCGAUCCCCGGCUGUGUAGGUCGCGGGCCUUCUACCGCUCUCACUGGCGAUAA